AUUCCUGCUUUCCCACCCAGGAUUCAGUAAGUCUCUCUGUGUAAGUCUGCACAGUGUGGUGCAUUUUGAGGAGAUUCAGAUUCCCAUUUCAUUUUCUCUCUCUAGAUUCUCCUGCAGAGGCAGCUCUGGUGGUAUUGGAAUUGCUGUGGACCACCACCCACAACUGGUCUGCACCCACCAGGAGCCACCCAUCUUUCCUCCGCUUGGUUUUACCUCUUUGAACGUUUUUUCUCUGUUACUAAGACUGCUUGAAAAGGAUAAUUGUCUCUUUAUCUCACUUACAGCCUUUUUGCCUGAAUAAUUGCAAGACAGUUAAAACUUGAAACAGAUUUCUAGUUGAAACAGAAAUGUUUGAUUGUUACUGAGUGUGGUGUGUUACUCAGGGCUGCAUUACUGAGCUUUCUUUAGCUUGUACAAUGACUGGUCCAGAGAAUGAACCUAGUGUUUCUGCUGGGCCUGAAAAAAAGACUGGGGAAGAUGUUUUGGGUGUUACUGAGAAAGAGAAUGUCGUUCCACUGGUUGUCAGACCCAAAAUUAGGACUGAAGCCCAGAUUAUGAAUGGGGCAAGACCCAAAACUAAGACCAAAGGCAUGCCUAGGAGAAGGGCUAAGACUGUGGCCGGUACAGGAAGUGGGACAUGUAAGAGUAAGUCCAAGGGAAUCUCUGUGUCAGAAUCUAAAAGUAAUGCCCUUGUAUGGGCCCAGACUGAAUCUGAGUCUGUGGCAAUGAAGAUAAAGGGAGAGUCUCUAACUCGUAAUGCUGUUUCUGAGUCGAUUGCUAAAACUAAAUGUCUUUCUGUAGAUACAGAACUGCUUAAUAUGGACACUGAUGGCUUUCCCAGAAGGAAGGCCAACUCCCAAACAGGACUGCAAUCUUCAUUUAGGCUAGGGGAAGAGGACAGUGCUGAGUCCUGGUACUGUUCCAAGCCUCCAUCCACGCAAGAGAACUCUCUGAAUUCCUGGUUGUGGAGUAGAGAUGAAGUCAGUUCCAGGAAUCAUUCUAGGAAUAAGAUAAAGGCCAGUAACAGGUCUCGGCACAUGGACAAAAAGGAGGUUAGUAUUUUUGGUAAGCCCCAGAUCAACAAAGAUAUCUGUCCUAUGUCCAGCUCUGGUUCUGAGGAUGAGUCUGUUAAGAUGGUGGGGUUUGGGGUCAAAGAAAAGAUUGAUUCCUGGUCCAGGCCCAGAGAAGAGACCAAUAGCUGGUCAAGGUCUAAAACAAAAGACUACAUUGACUCCAGUUCUGAUUCUGAUCGCGAAGACCACAUGACAUCUUGGUUGUUGUCUAGAGAUGGAGCCAAAUCCAGAUCCAAACUCAGAGCCAGAAAAGAGGCUAAUACCAGGGCCAGACAAAGGGCCAAGCAAGAAUCUUGCGUGGAUUUCAUGUCUGGCUCCAGGGAUGUAAGAAAAAAUGAGUCCUGGUUCUUGCCUGGAGAAAACGCUGGUAACCUUUUAUGGCCUAAGACCAAGAAAGAGGCCAGAGGCAGAGCAAAGGCAAAGGAAGAGGCCAAAGCCAAGGCCAGAGCCAGGGCCAAACGGGAAGCCAAGUCAGAGGAGGACAUCCUCUCUGGUAACUGGCUCUGGGCUGCAGAACAAUCCAGCAUAGUAGAUGAAGCCAACACAAAGUCUGUUUCAAAAGUAGAAGAUGAGUCUCUAGUUGGGAGUUGGUUCUGGGCAGAAGAGACCAGUAUGGGUACUGGGACUAGUGAUAAAUCCAUACCAAGGGUUAAGAUGGAAUUUAAUUGUGAUUUCUCUGUUGGAACUGUGAAAAACACUAGUAUGGAACAUGGGACUCAAAGUGUUUCUGAAGCUUUACUAGCAUCUGAUGAAGAAGUCAUUAUUGGUUCCUGGUUCUGGGUUGGUGAAGAAGUGAACCAAGAGUCUGAGGAAGAGACCAUUUUUGGGUCUUGGUUCUGGGACAUUGAUGAAAAUAAUGUGGAAUCUGGUAGUUCAGUCAGCUGUGAAUCCAGGCCAAGGUCUGGGGAAGAAGAAGCUAUUGAUCGCUGGUUCUGGGCUAGGAAAGAAGUCAGCAUAGCAGCUGGAGUUGGAGAAGAGACCAAGUCAGGAGCUGAAGAAGAGACAUUAUUUGGAUCUUGGUUUUGGUCUGAAAACCUGAUCCAUGUGGAUUCUAGGAAUGAAGCUAACUGUGAUGCUGUGCCAGUGGCUGAGGAGGACUUUAUUAUCGGGUCUUGGUUUUUGCCCAGAGCAGAAAGUUGUGUAGAGGCUGAAGUCAACAGCAAGUCUAAUGUGGAGAAUGAGCAAGAGGCCAUUGUAUCGCCUUGGUUCGGAAGCAAAGAAGAGGUCAGUGUGAAGCAUUGGCCUAGUGCCAAAUGCAAAUUCAUGGCAGGGGCUGAGGAGAAAGAUAACAGAUCUUCUUUGGGGGCAGAACAACAAUUUCUGUAUUUUGCUAAUGGAGGAAGCUGGAAUCCUAGGCGAAAGGAAGAAGAGGAUGUUGUUGAUUCAUGUGUCUGGUCCAGAAAAUACUCAGUGCCAGAGGCAAUUAUCGAGUCCCGGUUAUGGACUGCAGAAGGUGGCAUUAUAGAUAGUGAGACUGGAGAAGAGGCUAGGUUUCCAGCUGAAGGGGAGAACAUGAUCAAGUCCUUGUUCUGGAAAGAAGAUAAAACAAUUCACAAGACAACCAGCAGGGAAGAUCCUAAGCCAGAAGCUGAGAAGGAAUACCUUAUUGAUUCUUGGUUCUGGGCUGGGGAAGAGGACAGGCUCAAGGCACUGACUGCAGCUAGAGGACAAAACAGUGUAACAGCUGAAGAGGAAGCUAUUGGGUCCUGGUUCUGGGAAGAGGCUAUUAGGAAAGAGGCUGAAAUUUGUCACAAAUCCUGUCUCAAAUGUGAAGAGGAAGACAUCAUUGUUGGGUCCUGGUUCUGGGAAGGAGAUAGUACCGGCACAUUGGUAGAGGUCAGCUCUGAUUCCAAGUCUGGGCCUGAGGAAAAGGAACUGAUCAUUAGGUCCUGGUUCUCGGAUGUAGAAGUCAGUACAGAAACCGGGUGUCAUGCAAUGCACAAAACAAAGUCAGAGAGUAAAGACAAUAUUUCUGGAUCCUGGUUCUGGGCUGCAAAAGAAGUUGAGAAAGAAUCAAAUAUGUUCUGUAUAUCUAAGCCAGAGAAUGAUGAAGAAGUGACUGUUGGGUCCUGGUUGUGGCCUGGAGAUGAGGCCAUUAAGGAGACUGGAAUUAUGGCUACUUGUGAGUCAGAAAAUGAGGAAGGGGAUGCUGUUGAGUCAUGGCUGGGAGCUGAAAAUGGAACAAACGGUGAAUAUAGAACAUCUGCUGAGGAGGACGAGGCUACAGUGGGUUCCUGGUUUUGGGCAGGAGAUGAGGCCCAUUUUGAGUCAAACCCUACUCCUGUGUUCAGGGCUGUUUGCAACUCCAGGUGUUCAGUUGAACAGGAGCCUGAUCCUUCACGCAGGCCCCAGAGUUGGGAUGAGGUUACUGUUAAGUUCAAGCCUGGUCCAUGGGGAAGGGUUGGCUUCCCAUAUAUAAGCCCCUUUAACUUUCCCAAAGAAGCAGCAUUUCUGUUUUCUGAAAUGCUUGGGGGACAGCCCGUGCCUGUGGAACCUAGCCCAGACAGGGAAGAGCAGGAAUCCUUGCCUCAGCCUGAUGAGCCUGGACUUGAGUACCCAUUUCAGUAUGAUCCUUCCUACCGCUCAGUCCCGGAAAUUCGAGAACACCUUAAGGAAAAGGAAAAUGCAGAGACUGAGAACUGGUCCUGCACCUGCAUACAAUGUGAGCUUAGAAUCGACUCUGCAGAGUUUGAAGAACUCCUUUUACUGAUGGACAGAGUGCGUGAUCCUUUCAUCCAGGAAAUAUCUAAAAUUGCAAUGGGGAUGAGAAGUGCUUCUCAGUUUACCAAAGAUUUUAUUCGGGAUUCAGGUGUAGUCUCACUUAUUGAAACCUUGCUCAAUUAUCCAUCCUCCCGAGUUAAGACACAAUUUCUGGAAAAUAUGAUUUGUGUGACUCCACGUAACCCAAAUCUAAACAUGAUUGAGACGUAUGUUUAUCAAGUGUGUGAGGAUACCCUUGCCCUUGGCUUAGAUACCCCUGAGCAGCUGUGUGGAAUAAAGAUGAUCACGCAUCUCACCAGUACUACUGACUAUCACACACUGAUUGCCAAUUCUAUGCCAGGCUUUCUCUCCUUGUUAGUGACAGGCAAUCCUCAAACAAGGUUUCAUGUUUUGAAAGUACUUCUGAAUUUUUCUGAAAAUCUUUUCAUGACAAAAGAGCUACUCAGUGCUGAAGCAAUGUCAGUAUUUGUGGAACUCUUCAGCAGGAAAGAGACACGUGACAAUAUUCAAAUUAUUCUUGCGAUAUUUGAAAAUAUUGGUAACAAUAUUAAAAAAGAAGCAUUGUUCACUGAUGAUGAUUUCGAUCUAGAGCCACUUAUUUCUACUUUCCAUGAGGUUGAGAAAUUUGCUAAGGAAUUGCAAAACAAACCAGAUAAUCAAAAUGAGUCUGAAGCAGAGCAAGAAAAUUAGUAUGAUUAAUCACUUGACGGAUUGUUCUUUUGUUGCUGUGUUGUGCUCCUAGAGUAAUGCUUUGGUUUUCAAAGUCAGUUUUAUGUUGCACUGUACAUCUUUAAUUCUAAUAUUAACUGGCCAACUCUGUGUGUAAGAUCACUUUCUGAUGCCAAAUGAGAAUUGGAACUGAAAACACAUUUGUUGAUGUUUAUCUUGUCCAAAUUGUGGUACUAGCAUUUGAGCUUAUCGUGAACUGAGCCAUCAUAAAAUAAGCUAUUCUCCUACAGUUGUUGUUCCAGUGUUCAGCUACCUCUUUGACUCUUGUAUGUGUUUCAGUAAAGUUCUGUGUUAAAACUGGCAGAAAUCUGACCCGACGUGAUAGCCUAGUGGCUCCUUGCCUUGUAUGUGCCAGGAUCCCAUACGAGUGCUGAUUCGUAUCUCAGAUGCUCCACUUCCCAUCCAGCUUUAACUUGUGGACUGGGUAAGCAGUAGAGGACGGCCCAAAACCUUGAGACCCUGCACCUAUGCUGGAGACCAAAGGGAGCUCCAGUCUCCUGGCUUCAGAUUUACUCAGCUCUGGCUGCUGCGGCCACUUGGGGGGAGUGAACCAGUGGAUGGAAGAUCUUUCUUUUUGUCUCUCUUU
Molecule: messenger RNA, 5109 nt
Organism: Ochotona curzoniae (black-lipped pika)
Lineage: Eukaryota; Metazoa; Chordata; Mammalia; Lagomorpha; Ochotonidae
Gene: GPRASP1
Product: G protein-coupled receptor associated sorting protein 1
Exons: 1
Coding region: 417-4484 (1355 amino acids)
Source: RefSeq, a predicted model, not a curated record